Microstroma glucosiphilum is the source of this 6034-nucleotide messenger RNA. RefSeq lists its product as hypothetical. Lineage: Eukaryota; Fungi; Basidiomycota; Exobasidiomycetes; Microstromatales; Microstromataceae. The record is from RefSeq and is a predicted model, not a curated record. Gene Ontology annotation, molecular function: glycosyltransferase activity; protein binding. Bases 216 to 5849 code for a protein of 1877 amino acids. Gene Ontology annotation, biological process: protein O-linked glycosylation. The transcript is spliced from 3 exons.
GGUAUAGAUCGCCUCCUCUUCCUUUGCCUCUGUAAUAUCGUCUUAUGCUUUUCUCAUCCUUCUCAAGGCUGUCAUCUGAGAGACAUCGGCUGAUUCCGCCAGAUGCUAGGCGCCCUUCCUGAUCGGCAAGCUUGUCAAAUAUUGAAUACGUUACAAGUCAGACCUUCUUGGCAUAUUCCCGUUCCUACAUCUGAAUGUUCCUGUGAUUCCGGGCCAUGCGCUCGGCACCUCGCUCUACUGGCCAGCAAGAAAGUCCGGCUCAGAGCUCGCUUCCACCGUCUCGAACAAGUGACCGUCAGGCCGGUAGCGAAGAGGUAGCAUGCGGCGCAACGAUGGAAUGGAGUCCUCCUGUCUCUCCCUCACACUUUCCUCCAUCUACCGAGGCUCCCAGAUCGAGCACUCUCAAUGCCUUUCUUCCUCGAUCGUCUCCAGAAACCCACAUCAAAGUCGCAUCUGAAGCAGACCAUGCCUCUGUUGGCUCUGCGCUCUUGUCUACUGGCGUGGUAGGCCUUCCUUCCUCCCAUCUACUGCCCGAUGCGCUAGUCAGUGAAGUCUCUCCAGACUCUGCAUUGCUGCAGAGGCAUGCAAGUCUCAUCCUCGAUGGAGCUCGUAACGUCUCCUCCGCUGCUGCGCAAAUAGAUCCCAGCAAUCCCAAUGACUCGGCUCGCAUUCGCCUGGCCCACAUCGCUGCCAGGGCUGCCCAAGGGGAAGCAGAUCGGCAGUCGAAGGCGACCACGACGGCAUCCUCAGCUGUUCUUGUGUCCGAGAAGGAGCGAAACCUUUCAGUGACGCCGCACUGGGAUCCGUUCGAUGCUCAUGCCGGGGUUCCGUCUUUGCCCUUGCUUCCCACCACUCCGUUGAUCCAGCUGCCGUUUGCCUUGGGUCCGUAUCUGCCAAGGCUGAAUCUGCCGCAUUCAAGUCCUGAUAUGACCCACGGCAGCUAUCGUGAGGGCAACCAGGAUGACGUUCUGACGCCCCGCACGGAGAUCGUACAGUCCCCUGGCGGCAGUAUUCGGGCGGGCUUCUUCACGAAGACGAAAAAGACGGAGAGCGAAGAGGAUGUAGUUACCGUCUUUGAGCCGAGCUACACAUUCAAAGGUGAUCAAUAUGCUGCCCUUGCCACUCAAGCAGCGUAUGCAACUUCCCUCCUCACAACAAGUACCGGCGGAGACAAAAGUCAGCACAGUCCCUCAAUUGCCAACGAGUCUUUUAGACCCUUCGUGCCGCCUCCACUGAGCCCCAAUGAUACUGCCGCACCGGUGCGACCUCUGUCUCCCGGAGAGCAUGUGCUGAUCGCCGAGACGCUCCUCGCCUGGGCAGGGCUUCAUGGGCCACAGCGUCAGGCAGAAGCGCUCGCAGUGCUUCAGCAGCACAAGGCUGGCAUACAGCACAUCGGCUCAGCCGCUGCCGGCAUCUUCCCGCCAGACUUUGCAGCCGUUUAUACUCGGAUCUUGGCUGAGCUACAUCAGGAUCUCUACCAACAGUAUCAUCGACGAUCUGCCGAAAAGAUCUCGUCUGUCGAUGCCUUAGAAAAUACGCGCGCUAGAGGGACCGCUCGACUUCGAUUCGAUGUCUCUGGGCGUUCGGCGCCUCUAUCGUAUGCUGAAAUAGCCGACAGAGCUCGCAAGCUGGGAAUACCUCAUGCGUCGCUCGCGUUAGUGAUUCAGAAUGCCGCGGGCCUAGGACAGGCCUAUCUUGGCAACGCUCCUCAGGAUGGGACGCAGCUGGCAGGCUUGCCUGUCGAGCACGUGAGUGCUGGAGAGAAUUCAACGAUGGCAGUCCAUGAUCUUUUGCGCUUCGCACACCACCUCUAUCAGGCUGGGACUCGGACCACUCAAGCUUCGGAUGGUACGGUCAAGAACGAGCUACACCCUGCCCUCUUGCCGCUUCUCCACACAGUCGCGGUUCUGCAUCCAACCCAUCUGCCUACACUGCUCCUGCUCUCGUGCGCUUACUAUUCCAUUCGAGACUUGAGGGCAUCGCUCUUCUGGAAUAUGCGCUGUCUAGAAAUCGAUCCUGAAUAUGUCGAGGCCAUGAGUAACAUUGGGACUACACUGCGAUCUAUGGGAAGGACAGAAGAGGCAAAGACCUGGUGGGAGAGAGCUCUUACUCUCCGACCGACCUAUUGGGAUGCCUUCGAGAACCUCCUUGGCCUUACUUGCGCUCAAGGUCAACAGCAGAGGCAGCAGAUACCAGUCGGCCACAAUGGUGUGGCCGAUGAGACAUUGCGAUGGAGACAGGCCCUGAAGUUGUGUGAGCAUGUCGAAUCAAACGUCUUGAGCCCGACUUCCGGCCGACAUACGUUUCUUCCACCAGACAUGAGAGCAUCUAAUCUUCCGCGACUUCAACAGCUGCUCUACUCCGAGGGCAUUCUCAAGACGGCAGCUCUUGGCAAGACCGCUUCUAGUUGCAUCGACUACAUGCGCGCCAUCGAACUGGUCAUCUCGCCAUCCGCAUCACGCUGCUAUGCCUUCCGAGAUCUCGUUGCGGCUGUAACAGUUGCUGCUGUAGUCAUCCAAGGCACUCAUCAGCAUGUCCACACGACUGAUGAAAGAGUCAUCGAUGUGCUUUUGACGCUUGGUCUCGACGUUCGGUCUAACCAGGGCUUGCUUGACCUCGUUGCAACAGGACAGUGGCAACGGCUGUGCGCUGGAGGUCUACUCGAACUAGUGAAGAGAGCAGGAGAGUCUCUCGUUAAUGCUUUGGUCACUUUGGGAGGUGGCGAGUAUCCUACGCUGCUUCUCCUUCCCGAACAAGCUCUCCGUAUUCCUUCGCACCUCUUCGCCAACUUCGAUGGAGAACUACCCUCGAUGGCCACCGCUCGUGCUGCUUUCCCGCAAGAGUCUGGCUAUGACAAAGCACUCUUGCGCUGCAAGCAGACGAGCACAACGAUCCUCUUGACACUCGCAAAGGUCAUGCAAGAGGCUAUGACCUCUCCUGCGGCUCAUCGAGCUGACCAUUCCAUCCACGGCCUCAAGCCCUGUACUGCGCUCUUGUUGGUCCUGCACUAUCUCAGCAUUGCACUGCAUAGUAUGGCCACGACAUACAGCAACCUCGCCAUUCUCUGCGCGGGGCUGAAUACACUGUGUAGAUCAGUCGAAAGCGGGACCAUUGCUGAGCUUUCCGCAACCGAAGUAGCCAUGAGAUGGUACGAUGCUGGCAUUGAGCUCGAUCCGAAGACGCCACAUCUGGCUUGCAAUAAAGCUUCGCUACUGAAGGACAUGGGAAAUCUCAACGAAGCCAUCGUGUACUACCAGAUUGCCAUCAAGCUUCAACCCAGAUUCGCCAUUGCCUUGGCGAAUCUUGCCAAUGUGUAUAGAGAUCAGUCCAGAACGGAAGAAGCCAUUGAGGUCUACAAGCAGGCCCUGGAUGUUGAGCCGGACAUGCCUGAAGCGAUCUGUGGACUGCUCAAUGCUACCAUAGCUGUUGCCGAUUGGUCGCUAGCUUACCCAGAGGAAGGAGAGCCAGGCAACGGUCUGCUAAUCAGAGUGGCUCAGAACCUCGUCGAACGUCAGCUGGACGCAGGUGCUAGCUAUGGGACAGGAGCCUUCUCUGCUUCAUUCACACUGCAAGGCUUGGUCGAGCGCAUCUGUUGGUACACCAGUGACACUCGAGAGCACUCUGUUGAAUCCUGGUAUCGACAGUUGCUCCCGUUCUUCGACGGCUCCAUCAAUGCUCAGCGAGACAGCUUGAAGCUCAAUGAAGGAGGCUUUUUGCUUAGAUUGAUCGACUAUCUUCACCGCGCACUCCAACACCGCUGGUACUGCGAGCGUUUCGGCAGUGUGUCGUAUACAGACGAGCAGGCAGCUGUCAUCCAGCUUUCUCAGGCCGACACUCUUCGCUACCCUCGCAUUCGCCUCCUGGCAAGCGUGCUCGGGCUUCCCGCUGCCCCGCUGGUGCUUCCCUUUCAUACCUUCUUCACAGCAAUCGAAGGUGUGAUGAGCGUACGGGCCCUCCGGCUGAUCGCUCAUCGAAAUUCCCUCCGAAUCAGUCACAUCGGAAAUACCCAGCACUAUCUGCCAUCCAACAUAUACCCCCCACCGCCACCUCCCGCUCCCAGGAUCAGAGUGGGCUACAUUUCCUCUGACAUCAAAGAUCAUCCUCUCUCACACUUGUUGCAGUCGAUGUUCUCGAUGCAUGAUCGACAGGGCUUUGAGAUCUUUAUCUACUCUACCAGUCCCAGCGAUCACUCUUCCUACCGAACCAAAAUCGAAGGUGAGGCUGAGCCAGGGCACUUCGUCGAUGUCUCCGACCAAAGUAACUCUGCUAUAAUCGAUCAAAUCUUGAAGGAUGGCAUUCACCUGCUGGUCAAUCUCAACGGCUAUACGAAAGGUGCAAAGAAUGAGAUCUUCGCAAGUCGUAUUGCUCCUGUCCAGCUGCACUUCAUGGGCUUUGCCGGUGGCAUGGCAAGCAGCUGGACAGACUAUACGAUUGUCGAUGCCACUGCUUGUCCUCCGGAGGUCUCUUCGACUGUCCAGUGGAACGCAAGGCGAAGAGCCGGAAAGGGGCAUCGAUCUUUGACGUCUCUGCCUGGAGAGAUCGACCCGGAGGAGCUCAGCCACGAGUGGGUCUACACGGAAAAGUUCAUUGCGAUGCCUCACUCUUACUUUGUCAACAAUCACAAGCAAGACUCUCGCGAGGCUCCGCUACACCCACACCAGUCCGGUCAAGAGAUGAGCGCAGAGGAGCUGUGGGAGGAAGAAGAGGAACGCCGCUGGACGGCUCGCAAGGAGCUCUUCCCUGGUCUGCCGGACCACUUUGUUUGCUUCGCCUCCUUCAAUCAGCACUACAAGUGCACACCUGCCCUUCUCAAAUGCUGGUUGCGCAUCCUUCAGGCCGUGCCCAACUCCAUCCUCUGGCUGCUGGAAUUUCCCAAGGCCGCGACUCCCUACAUCCUUCGAGAUGCUCGCAAAUGGGCCGGAGACGAGGUGGCUAGCCGGAUUAUCUUCACCCCCAUAGCACCCAAGGCCGAGUUCAUCAGGAGAGCAAGGGUAGCCGACAUUGUACUGGACAGCUUCGAGGUCAAUGCGCAUACCACAGCUUGCGAUGCUCUCUGGAGCGGCACGCCCGUCCUUACUUUGCCCAAGUGGAAGAUGAAGCAGGCAUCGAUGGUAGCUAGCGGCAUCGUCAUGGCUACUGGCUAUGGCAAAGAGAUGAUUGUCGAUAGCGAGGCGGCCUAUGUGCAGAGGGCCAUUGAGCUUACUCGCGAUCUGGACUACGACUAUGUUGACGCAAGUGGUCAGGUGCUCAAGCCUGUCAUGACCUCGGAGACAGUACUGGCUAGCGAGCUUAUCCGUCUUGGUGAUAGCGCCAGAAAGGCAGGAGCAGCAGCCACCUCUUCAUCAGCGGCACCACCGAUUGCGUCGUCCCUCCCCGCAUCCUCUACCAGCUCUGUGACCCCCUAUCCUCAAGAUCAGAUACAGAAGAUAGCCGAGGGGCUCGAGCAGGGUGCCAUCCCCUCGACCUCGGCAAAAGAAGAGGCGCUCGACGCCCGCAUCAUCGCCAUUUCUCCACCACGUCACCAAUUCCGUCUUCCUCCGGGUCCUCAAGCACCCCCCUCUACCGUCUCUCGACGUGGUCGUGGCUCUCUCAUCUCCCUUCGCAAGGCCCUCUUCCUAGGUCGUGAGACCUCUCCACUCUUUGACACCCGUCGAUGGGUGCAGGACUUGGAGAGGGGGUACAGAGAGGCCUGGCGCAGGUGGGUCGAGGGGACGGAUAGAGAGGAGUCCCCUGCUUGGGAUGCGCUGAGUGAGGAGAUGAAGGCGAAGAGGAGUGGUCAUAUCUUUGUUGCUGAUUUGAUCAGGGAAGAGAAAGAGGAGAAAGAGAGGGACGGACAGCAAUGGGCUUAACAGGGUGCAGCGAGUCGCUCUUCGAUACGGACAUGCGCGACCUACGUUGCCUCGCACCGACGCUCCACUGUACUACAAUGACUCAAAAGAUUCUACAAACACUCCUGAUGCGCCCCCAUGCUAGCUACAGAUGUACGGUUCCAUCGAUCGUCUCUCGUCUUGGGCUCUACCGCUCUCCAUAUACC